Messenger RNA from Tribolium madens (black flour beetle), 1546 nucleotides. RefSeq names its product proline-rich extensin-like protein EPR1. Lineage: Eukaryota; Metazoa; Arthropoda; Insecta; Coleoptera; Tenebrionidae. The transcript has 5 exons. The record is from RefSeq and is a predicted model, not a curated record.
UAAAUGUUCAUAUAUAAGACAAUCAACGAAUCGAGUUAGAGCACAAACAAGUGAAGUUUGGAAGUGCUUACACAGUAAGAAACAUGAAAGCUAUAGUAUUUUUAACAGUAGUUUUGGCGUUUGCGCCAGGACUACAAGGGAGAUCUUUGGUGCGUCCAGGCAUUAUACCUGGAAUUAAACCACAACCAGUUCCCGAAGUCGAAAGCCCCGAAAUUGAAAUCAACCCAGUGCCAAUCGUCCCCGGGAUCAAACCACAACCCGUUCCCGGAGUUGAAACUCCAGAAAUAGACAUCAGUGUACCAAUUGUACCUGGAAUUAAACCACAACCCGUGCCAAUUGUUCCCGGAAUAAAACCACAACCCAUUCCAGGAGUAGAAAGCCCAGAAAUCGAAAUUAACCCCGUACCAAUUGUACCCGGAAUCAAACCUCAACCAGUUCCCGGAUUUGAAACCCCAGAAAUUGAUAUUAGUGUACCAAUUGUACCCGGAAUCAAACCUCAACCUGUUCCAAUCGUCCCCGGAAUUAAACCACAACCCAUUCAGGAAGUAGAAAGCCCUGAAAUCGAAAUCAACCCCGUACCAAUUGUACCUGGAAUCAAACCUCAACCAGUUCCCGGAUUUGAAACCCCAGAAAUUGACAUCAGUGUCCCAAUUGUACCAGGAAUCAAACCACAACCUGUGCCAAUCGUCCCCGGAAUCAAACCACAACCUGUACCAAUCGUCCCCGGAAUCAAACCUCAACCAAUUCCCGGAGUCCAAACCCCAGAAAUUGACAUUAGUGUCCCAAUUGUACCCGGAAUCAAACCACAACCUGUGCCAAUCGUCCCCGGAAUCAAACCACAACCCAUUCCUGACGUAGAAAGCCCUGAAAUCGAAAUCAAUCCCGUACCAAUUGUACCUGGAAUCAAACCUCAACCAGUUCCCGGAGUUGAAACCCCAGAAAUUGACAUCAGUCUCCCAAUUGUACCCGGAAUCAAACCACAACCUGUUCCAAUCGUACCAGGAUUUAAACCCCAAAGUUAUUGAAGAUUGCAAUCGCGAUCACUGGUUGUCGCCCCUAUUGCUCCAGCUCUUCGUCCCCUACCAAUUAUCAUCAAACCUGAAGUUGAAUCCCCGGAAAUCGAAGUUAAUCCCGUACCCAUCGUACCAGGAGUCAAACCUGUCCCACUCCCAGAGGUCGAAACCCCAGAAUUGGAAGUCAACCCUGUACCAAUCGUUCCAGGAGUCAAACCUGUCCCACUCCCAGAAGUACAAACCCCAGAAUUGGAAGUCAACCCUGUACCAAUCGUUCCAGGAGUCAAACCUGUCCCACUCCCAGAAGUACAAACCCCAGAAUUGGAAGUCAACCCUGUACCAAUCGUCCCAGGAAUCAAACCCGUACCAAUCCCAGAAGCCGAUAAGCCAUCCAUUGGAAAUUUGCCAACAAAAGACGAAUGUAGCUACUUGGCCGACCUUCUUGGAAAACUUAUCAUCUUUUAAAAAGUGUUAAAAUAAGAAAAUGUUUAUGUACAAAAUAACUAGUACAAAUAUAUAGAUAACUGCAUCAA